This is a messenger RNA of Marchantia polymorpha subsp. ruderalis, 2580 nucleotides long. The record is from the annotation of a GenBank genome assembly. Lineage: Eukaryota; Viridiplantae; Streptophyta; Marchantiopsida; Marchantiales; Marchantiaceae.
CGCUGGGCAUGGCAGCAAGAGCAGGCAGGGGCGACCUCCUCGCGUGCUGGAUUCAACAGUUUCCUUGUGUGAUGAUCAUCUGCGAGUGGGGAGGAGUAAUAAUAACAUGUAGCGAGCAGCGCGAGAGUUUCUACUGAGCUGUGAAGAGAGGAGAGGAGACCCGCGAAGGGUGAAAUUCCACGGCUGCAUGUCUCAGAUCCAUGUGCCAAUUGGAUCUUCAAAAGAGGAGAGACAGAUGUGAGGCUCCCAUAGCUCGGGGACUGGACAAAGCGAAGAAGGCUUCCCCCCUAGAGGACAAGAGGAAGAUAAGACUGGGACGACGGAGUCCGCCCUGCGCAAGGACUUUGUUGACACAUCCAAGCUACCGUAGGGCUCUAGAGCUCGAAGACGAAGACAUCGUCAGAUUCACAAAGCAGGGGGGCCAGGAGGGUGAAUAGCAUCGAUGUGAGGACGAGAUGCUGCGUGUCAGAUUGUCAUGAUCGUUUCUAGUGCGGGCGGUCCCAUCGAGAUCUAGAUCGAGUCGCAGGUCGGGGUGGGGUGGCGGGAGGCAUUUUAGAUUCCGCAGCCCGGACCUGGUGACGGAUUUGGGAGCUUCAGUGAUUAGAGCUUAGAUCUAAUGGCCAAAUCGCCCAAGAAGGGGAAGCCGGGCACAAGACGGAGGAUUGCAAUUUGCAAGCUCUUGCCAUUUCUGUGCCUGGCGCUCUUCCUCAUUCCGUUCGUCAAACACAAUUCUCGCACAUUCAAUCGAUUGUUCAAAUCUAGGAUCGUCGUCUCGUACUCAGAGCAGGACGACGAGGCAAUUCUCCGACACGCGGCCCCGGCGGUGCAGAAGCUCGUGGAGGCGAUUCGGCAGGCGACGAGCAGAGCCUCGGACGGGGAGCAGAUCGAAUUCAGCGAGGACGACAGGAAGGAGUGGGAGGCGAGGCAUCCAUGCCGAAGCCGGCUGGAGCUCGCGCCGCUCUACGCAGCGCGCAAGCACCUGAAGGAUGUGCCGGCCAACAAGCAGUGGCUGCUGGUGUUCAGAGAGUACGAGAAAUUGCACCGCGCCUGCAGCAGGAGAGUGGGCGACCUGCUCAACUACUUCGAGUCCCAUAAUACGAGCAUCGGAUGCAAAUUCGUCAUCGCCGAGACGCAUUUCGGGCUCGGAAACAAGCUGUACCACGUGUCGUCGGUGUUCAUGUUCGCCGUGCUGCGGCAGCGAGUGAUUCUCGUGCCCGAAUCCACAUCCAUCCCGUCCGUGGUCUGCGAGCCAUUCGCGGGCUCGUCGUGGAGAAUGAACGACGAAUUGCACGAGGCCGUGAAGAGGAAGCGCAAAUUGUCGAAGGAAUUCUACGCCGCAGUCGACCGCGACCUCGAUCACCGAGGCACUCUGGAUGUGUACGCGUCGGCGAUCACGGACGAAUGGGGGCCCGAGAUGCGAUUCUUCUGCAACUCCGAGCAGAGAUUCCUCACUCACGUCACGUGGCUCACCAUGGACGGCUGCCUGCUCUUCCUGCCCAAGCUCUGGGCCAUCGACAUGUUCCGCCCGGCGCUCGAGGGCCUCUUCCCGGACCGAAUCGCCGCCACCUACGUGCUCCGCUCGCUCAUGCUCCCGGCUGAUCACGUCUGGGAGCGAAUUCUGCACGUGAACGAGCUCUACCUCGCGAAUGCCGAGAAGCAGGUGGGGAUUCAGGUGCGCUACUUCGGCGGCGACAAGGAGUUCGAGGAGAAGAACGAUCUGGUGAACGAUCGAAUCACUCGGUGUCUGUGGGAGAAUGACAUUCUGCCCGAGGUUUGCCCCGCCACUCCUGACGAUCCCGGCUGGGGCGAGGCGAAAUUCGCCGGGUGCGCCGAGAAAUUGACGGCCGAGCAUCACGCCAAGCCUCGCAUGGUCAAGGUGCUCAUCGCCUCGCUGUUCCAGGGCCUGCAGGAUUUUCUGAACAACAUCUACCUGCGCCACGAGGUGACGGCCACCAAGGACGCCGUGGGCGUGUACCAGCUCACUCACGAGCUGAUUCAAGGCACGGGCGUCGAGGUCGACAGUCAAGCGCUGGUCGAGGUCAUCAGCCUGAGCUUGUCGGACGUGCUGCUCGUGUCGCCCAUGUCCACCUUCGGAGGAGUAGCUCAAGCGUACGGGGGCCUGAUGCCAUGGUUUAUAGACAUUGGGCGCCCCAAGGGCGAACCCGAUCAGUGUCAACGAGCUAUGGGGAUAGAUCCGUGUCACUUGGGCGCCAGGGAGAAUUACGAGUGUAGGUACGACCCUCCCGGAUCGCAGAACAUUUAUGACAUGUUUACGUAUUUGAAACACUGCUUGCCCAUCGAUGUGGGAUACGGAUGGGGAAUGGAGCUAAUCCCUGACAAUCCGAGCGAUCACGAUUUCUCUUCCUAGGACGUCUCUGUGGAGCUCUGUGGCCAAUCCUGCCCGGCACCUUGCCGGUUGUACAGUAUUCUUCGAGUACGCAUACAAUCUCGUGUGUAGUGCUUACAAUUUUUUGAUAUUCGAUACAAUUUUAGAGAAAUGUUGAGGUAUUGCGGAAUCUCCGAUGUCAAAUUGUCCAUCUUGGUAAAUAAUAAUUGAGUUCUUGGGAGCAAUAGUUUGCU